UCCAAAAGCGGAGCACACAUAACUCAAGUCUCACUCUUUCUCUCGCGGAAUGUUCUGGUUAGCUCAGGUGGAAGACACUGUGAAAAUCGAGCCAAGGAAUUUUGGCAAGUCGGAUAAUGACGCCAUUACUGAAGUGCUUAAUACCAAAUUCGCAAACAAAAUCGUCCCCGAUGUUGGUCUCUGCAUUUGUGUGCACGACAUUCUCGAAACAGUUCCAGGCAUGAUUUUGCAUCUUGACGGCUGCAGCUACAUGAAAGCCAAGUUCCGUUUGAUUAUGUUCCGGCCAUAUGUGGGUGAAGUGCUGACCGGACGCGUCAAGAGCUGUUCUCCUGCUGGUGUUCGAGUUACCUUGGGAUUUUUCGACGAUAUCCAUAUUCCAGCACCUGCGCUUCAACCAGGGUCAGAAUUUGAUCCGGCUGAACAAGUUUGGGUAUGGAACUAUGAAGGCGAAAAGAUGUACAUGGAUAUUGAAGAACCUAUUCGAAUCCGUGUGUUGCGAGAAGUAUUUACGGACAAGACACCUACGGCCGACAUGGCUGCUACCGCUGGACGACGACAGUCUGCUGCAGAUACUUCAGCAACAUCUGAUCUUCAAGCUAAUUCUGCUAAAAUACCACCUUAUGCAUUAACUUGUACUAUUGCAGAAGACGGUCUUGGCUUGCUCUCUUGGUGGGGCAGUUAAAUACAUCAUCCGAUCCAAAUCCCACUGUUUUGUCGUUCUUUUUCCUAUCGUUCCUCACCGCAAUCACACACACAGCCACUUACACAUAUAUUCACUCGAUAACAUUAUCAUCUACUCAUAUUAUUCUUCUCCUCUGCAUUUGUCUUGGCUCUCUGUCUCUCUCUUUUUUCAAACCUUCUGAACCGACCAUUUGAAAUCAAGUAAUCCUCCAUCUCACCUGUCGCCGCCCUUAAAAUUAUUUCUGCAUAAAAACAUGCAACAUCCAUGACUGGAUAGCAUCUUUUAUAUACUUGUACAAAAGCAAAAACUUUUAUAUACAUAUUUUACACGCUCACAACAACAGUAGCAGUAUCUUCACUAAAAAAGUUAACGAUGGCG
Zychaea mexicana is the source of this 1060-nucleotide messenger RNA. RefSeq names its product DNA-directed RNA polymerase III subunit RPC8-like protein. The coding region runs from base 50 to 682 and encodes 210 amino acids. The transcript has 6 exons. Lineage: Eukaryota; Fungi; Mucoromycota; Mucoromycetes; Mucorales; Lichtheimiaceae. The record is from RefSeq and is a predicted model, not a curated record. Gene Ontology annotation, cellular component: RNA polymerase III complex. Gene Ontology annotation, biological process: transcription initiation at RNA polymerase III promoter; DNA-templated transcription. Gene Ontology annotation, molecular function: DNA-directed RNA polymerase activity; DNA binding.